CUCUUCUUCGCCAUUUUUCUCCACCGACAGAGGAGGGAGACAAGUAAGAAUUGAAGUUUUUAAAUCUCCUCAACAAUUUCAAGUCAGUCAAAUCGUGAGUGGUUUGUUUUGCUUAAUCACUGACUAUGCUGCGGACACUUCAGACUAUGGCGAGUCCGGGGAAAGACAGCUACAGGAUGAAGAGCUACAAGAACAAAGCCCUGAAUCCUCAAGAGAUGCGUCGAAGGAGAGAGGAAGAAGGAAUCCAAUUACGCAAACAGAAACGAGAGGAGCAGCUAUUUAAGAGGAGAAAUGUAUGUACACCGUCAGUUGAUGAAUCGAUGUCAGAAUGUCCAAUCCAGGAUCCAGACAUCAGCUCAACAGUACCUGUUGCCAGUGAUGGAUUCAUAACACCUGAUAUGAUUAAGAUGAUCUUCUCUGAAGAUCCAGACCAUCAGCUGAUCGCUACACAAAAAUUCAGAAAACUGCUCUCCAAAGAGCCCAACCCGCCCAUAGACGAGGUUAUUUCCACUCCUGGGGUUGUGAAUCAGUUUGUUGAGUUCCUCAAGAGGAGUGAAAACUGCACGUUGCAGUUUGAGGCAGCCUGGGCUUUAACCAAUAUUGCCUCAGGCACCUUCCAGCACACCAAGGUUGUGAUUGAAACCGGAGCUGUGCCUAUUUUCAUCGAGCUGCUGAAUUCUGAGUACGAAGAUGUACAGGAACAGGCGGUGUGGGCACUGGGCAACAUCGCUGGAGAUAAUGCAGAGUGCAGGAACUACGUACUGAACUGUGCCAUCCUGCCUUCUCUACAGCAGCUUCUUACAAAAUCCAACCGUCUCACAACAACUCGAAAUGCGGUUUGGGCACUGUCCAACUUGUGCCGCGGGAAAAACCCGCCACCAGAUUUUUCCAAGGUGUCGCCGUGCCUUAGUGUGCUGUCUCGGCUACUUUUUAGCAGUGAUCCAGAUGUGCUAGCUGAUGCUUGUUGGGCCCUGUCCUACUUGUCUGACGGUCCCAAUGAGAAGAUCCAGACAGUCAUUGACUCUGGAGUGUGCCGCAGGCUGGUGGAGCUGCUCAUGCACAGCGAGUACAAGGUGGUUUCUCCUGCUCUACGUGCAGUGGGCAACAUUGUUACAGGAGAUGACAUUCAAACACAGGUGAUCUUGAAUUGUGCAGCACUGCCUUGUUUACUACACUUGCUCAGCAGUCCCAAGGAGUCUAUCAAAAAGGAGGCCUGCUGGACAGUGUCCAACAUCACAGCUGGAAACAGAGCUCAAAUUCAAAAUGUGAUUGAUGCCAACAUCUUCCCGGUACUGAUUGAGAUUCUUCAGAAGGCAGAGUUCCGCACAAGGAAAGAGGCAGCAUGGGCAAUAACCAAUGCCACUUCGGGUGGUACUCCUGCGCAGAUCAGGUACCUGGUUUCUCUGAGUACAAUCAAGCCCAUGUGUGACCUUCUCACCGUGAUGGACUCUAAGAUCGUGCAGGUCUCUCUGAAUGGUCUGGAGAACAUCCUCCGACUGGGAGAACAGGAGGCCAAAAAGAAUGGAACAGGCAUCAACCCUUACUGUGCACUUAUCGAGGAGGCUUACGGCUUGGACAAAAUCGAAUUCCUCCAGAGUCACGAGAACCAGGAGAUCUACCAGAAGGCCUUUGACCUGAUUGAGCACUACUUCGGUGUGGAUGAGGAAGAUGCCAGCCUGGCGCCACAGGUGGACCAGGGUCAGGGGCAGUUCAUCUUUCAACAGCAGGAAGGACCCAUGGAGGGUUUCCAGCUCUAACAUCACCUCACCUUUACUGCUUUAUCAAUGUCCUUAUGUCAAGGAUCUUGUUAUCAGAUGAACUGGGUCCUGACCUAAUCUCUCCUGGGCCGGCUCCACCAGCUCCCCCCAGACCAUCCAUGUCCUCUAGGCCUUCAAAACAUCAAACAUCUCUGAAAUGACUUGGAGAUUUGUGAAUAUUGAGGUAAAUGUGAGAGGCCCAUUGAUGCUUCCCGAGAUGAGUGAGCCUGUAAGAGGCGCUCGUACCUGCAGUUAGGGAAAACAAAGCAUCCGAUUUUGGUAUAAUUCAUCUUAUUUGUCAUUUGGUUUCCUUUGAUAUUUUCUAUUAUGAAACCUGUCAAUGCUACUAAUGUCAUAAUUGGAAACCAGUCUCAUAAUUCACAUUCAGAUCCCUAUUGAAAUGUGAAAUUACCUCUUUAGUCCUCAUACGGAAAGGGAGGUAAAAAUCCCUCAACAGUCAGAUAGGAUUUUAUUCUGUUAUGAUCUAAGUUUGCAAGGGGUGCCUGUCAGAAGACUAAGCAGGUUCUGAAUGUAAUUACAGUACAACUGUAAUUCAUCAGAGACCCCCUUCCUCUUGCUGGGUUCCUUUAUUUAUUUCUUGUGUGACAGCUGAGUAGCUCAUGUUAUUCCAGUUUACAGUUCAGGCUGAGUUUCCUCUUAAAAACUAUUUUUUCUUUCCAUUCAUAGCACGGCAGGAUUGCUGCCUGUCAUAUCGUGCAUCAUGAGCAAAGAUCUCAUUCAAGAAUUGUAGCCUGAACUAGCAAAAUAAUUGGUAUGGAAUGAUUCAGGGCGGCACGGUGGACCGACUGGUUAGAGCGUCUACCUCACAGUUACGAGGACCGGGGUUCAAUCCCCGGCCCCGCCUGUGUGGAGUUUGCAUGUUCUCCCCGUGCCUGCGUGGGUUUUCUCCGGGCACUCCGGUUUCCUCCCACAUCCCACAAACAUGCAUGAUAGGUUCAUCGAAGACUCUAAAUUGCCCUUAGGUGUGAACAUGUGUGCGAAUGCUUGUUUGUUUGUAUGUGCCCUGCGAUUGGCUGGCAACCAGUUCAGGGUGUGCCCCCGCCUGCUGCCCGCUAUUAGCUGGGAUAGGCUCCAGCACUCCCGCGACCCUUGUGUGGAUCAGCGGCUCAGAAAAUGGAUGGCUGGAUGGAAUGAUUCAGUAGGGUUGAUUUAUUUGGAGGGCUUUGUAUAUCGUAUACAUAUGUGCAAGAGUGUAAAGAAACUAUUUAAAUGGCAAUGGGAUGGUAUGUAUGAAGUUAUAGUGUUUACAGUCAUGAGUGCUUCUUGACACCUCCAUAAUUAGGAUGAGGUUCACCUACUCUGAACUUGUAUGCUUAUUUUUUUUCCACUUCAUAAUGAGACUUGGUGGCUAAAGUUGUGUAAUAGAAGCGCAGUGUUAUUGUUGUUUUUUUUAUACUUGAUUCUAUCCCCCUCAACUAUACGUUAACCAUUUUUCCUGCACAUAAAUGCACAAUUGAUUACUGCAAUGUUAAUUGGUGGACAACAAGAUAUCUAUAUUUACAUGAAAACAUUUGUAAUGCAGAACUUAUUUCAUCUAGCACAUUCAACAGUGUAUAGUUUUCUAAUGUUUCUAGUUUGUAUGCUCGUAUAUAAUUCUUUGUUUUAUUAGUACAGUUCUUGUUUGAGAAUUCAUUUGCUGUGUUGUGGCUCUCAGUAGAAAUCCUGUUUGACAUCCAGCAGUCUGCGUACAGGUGAGACAUAUCAUGUAGCCAGACUUUGAGGCUUUAAUUUUGGACUAUUGAGUCACACGACGCCUGGAAGUGAAGUUGUAUUAUGGUGCUGGCAAUGCCUGUGUCUGGAAUACACACGUAAUUGUGUCUGGCAAGCACUAAUAAAUUGACCCGCUGCUGGA
Molecule: messenger RNA, 3630 nt
Organism: Phycodurus eques (leafy seadragon)
Lineage: Eukaryota; Metazoa; Chordata; Actinopteri; Syngnathiformes; Syngnathidae
Gene: kpna5
Product: karyopherin alpha 5 (importin alpha 6)
Exons: 14
Coding region: 126-1757 (543 amino acids)
Biological process (GO): NLS-bearing protein import into nucleus
Cellular component (GO): cytoplasm; nucleoplasm; nucleus
Molecular function (GO): protein binding; nuclear import signal receptor activity
Source: RefSeq, a predicted model, not a curated record